Amphimedon queenslandica is the source of this 744-nucleotide messenger RNA. RefSeq names its product disks large homolog 3-like. The record is from RefSeq and is a predicted model, not a curated record. The transcript is spliced from 7 exons. Gene Ontology annotation, molecular function: protein binding. The annotation marks the transcript as partial. Lineage: Eukaryota; Metazoa; Porifera; Demospongiae; Haplosclerida; Niphatidae.
UUCUUCAGGGCUUUAUUCUCUUAUGAUGGAAGCAAUGAUAUGGACAGACCUGGUGAAGCUGUCUCCUUCCAACAGGGAGACAUACUUCAUGUACUCAAUGGCAGUGACGAGGAAUGGUGGCAGGCAGCACUAGUGGGGCCUUCAGCUGAAGAUGGAGUACAAGGACUCAUACCAAGCAAACAAAGAUUAGAGAAGAAAGCUCGUACUAGCACAAAGAAUGUUAAAUUUGGUGAACCAGAUGACAGAAGAAGUAGCUCAAUGUCCACCAAGCUGAGGACCAGCUUUAAGAAGAAGUUAGGAUUUGGUAAGAGGAACAGUUCUCCUCAGACAAAUGCUACAGCGUCUUCAGUUGAACAAUCGGAAGAACCACAAGAUGAGGAAAUGUUGAGUUUUUAUGAGCCGGUCACACUACAGAAGAGAGGGUACGCUAGGCCAGUCAUUGUAUUGGGCCCAUUGAAGGAGGACAUCAAUGAUAAACUAGUUAAUGAUUUCCCUGAGAAGUUUGCUGGCUGUGUACCACAUACAACACGUAAAGCACGUCAAGGUGAAGUAGACGGACGUGAUUAUCAUUUUGUUACGAGUGUCGAGCAGAUGGAGAGAGACAUCCAAGCCCACCUGUUCAUUGAAGCAGGAAGAUACAAAGACAACCUUUAUGGUACCAGCAUACAAGCUGUUCGGGAGGUCGCUGAACAGAACAAACACUGUAUCCUUGGUGUGAGUGGUUAUGCUAUCAAGCGUCUCCAU